AAGGUUAAUUUUCACGUGCCAAGGAAUCCAUUAAAAGGAAAGCAGAUCCUGUCAUAGGAUGAGGUAGGGGAGUUUCUGAGAAGGUCUUGAUAUGAUGUCACAGGAAAACCAAAGCACCCCCCUACCUUUCUAUUUUCCAGUACAGCUCUGCAUUUGCAAAAUCGGACAAAAUGUGCUAAGGAAAACGGAAGUUCUAACAAAUGCUAAUGACUCAUGAAUGUGUAGCUCUAUUCCCAGUAUCUAAGCUUGGAUGUGGUUUUCUGGAAUAACAGGGGCAUAACAAAUCAAGUUGCGCUGACCAAUGACUAAUGCUAUGUAUAUUUUUUAAAUGGUUAAUGCGACCUGGGUCAAUAAAUGUAGAACGCUAUAGCCCACAUGGUAGAAAAGAGAGUUUAACUCAGUUAUUGGUAAGGGGUUAUACUGUAGCAAUCAGUUUUUUAGAACAUACCCGACUCAGUCAAAGCCCACAAAAGUGAAAACUCGCCAGCAAUUGGAUCUCUGCCGCUCCACAAGCGGUGAAGACGCAAAACUCUGGAUAUCUGAACACAAUGUAAGGUUUUUAAAUUAAAUUAAAAAAAAAAAAAAAAAAAUGCGGGGUGUUUUUAGUUAUUAGUUCAAAAACUAUGCUUCCAAGAUGCAAUGCAACAAAAACCUUUAUUUUCAAGGUCAGGCGGUGGGAGGUUAUUUUUCUACUAUGUAUCCUGCAGUUAACAGAAACAGUUGGUAGCAAUGUGGCUAUUGCAAUGAACGUUGCAGUAUAGUAUUGUGGGCAGCGGGUUUGAAGAAAUCAGCGCCUCGCAGAACGAAUCACUUUAAAUCAACGCCUCAGUGCUGUGAAUAUAGAUCAGCGGCAGUUUCCUUACACAGCAGAGGCAGAAGAGAAGGAAAAGAGAAAGAAAAAAAGAACCGGCUGUCUUGGCUUCCAGUGCAAGAAAUACACAUACAAAAAGGAACCCAGUUCACGUUCUACUAUAUUCGACGCGCUGGUUGUAACCAGAGUGGAUAACAAGGAUGGGAUAUGCCAACAAAACCUUCAAAAGAUACGCUGUCUUUCUUUGGAUUGCUUAUUUGCUUCUUUCAAUAGAAGGCAGGAGACCAAGGCAACCCAGAUGCCCCACGUCGUGUAUAUGCACUAGAGAUAAUGCUCUGUGUGAAAAUAUCAGAUCUGUUCCUCGCAGUUUCCCCCCCGAUGUCGUUUCUUUAUCGUUUGUUAAAUCUGGAUUCAGCGAAAUUCCUGACGGAAGCUUUUUGCACACACCUGCACUGCAGCUUCUCCUGUUCACUGCAAACUCCUUUGAGGUCAUUCAUGAAGAUGCUUUCCUUGGUCUUCCACAUCUCGAGUACCUGUUUAUCGAAAACAAUAAAAUCAAAUCGAUUUCUCCAAAAGCUUUUCAAGGACUGAAGUCUCUUAUUCACCUGAGCCUGGCAUAUAAUAAUCUUCAGACACUCCCUAAAGAUGUUUUCAAAGGCCUGGAGGCAUUAAUAAAGGUGGAUCUCAGAGGUAAUGCCUUUAACUGUGACUGCAAAUUGAAGUGGUUAGUUGAAUGGAUGCACAACACAAAUGCAACUGUGGAUCAAAUCUAUUGUGCAGACCCACCAGCAUAUCAAGGGAAGGAAAUCAAUGACCUUGUGCCGCAAUCAUUUGACUGCAUAACAACAGAAUUUGUUUCAUACCAGUCCCUAAAAUUUGAGUCCAUUUCCGUGGAUUCCUUCUCUUACAAGAACGAUGACUAUAUUGUGAUUGCCCAGCCUUUCAUCGGAAAGUGCAGCUUCCUAGAAUGGGACCAUGUUGAAAUGGUCUUCCGGAAUUAUGAUAACAUUAACAGCACUUCCACGGUCGUCUGCAAACCAAUGGUGAUAGAUACUCAGCUGUUUAUCAUUGUUGCCCAGCUUUUUGGAGGCUCCCACAUUUACAAACGGGACAACUCUGCAAACAAGUUCAUCAAAAUCCAGGAUAUUGACAUCCUCAAAAUCAGGAAGCCUAACGACGUGGAAACCUUCACAAUAGAUGACACCUCAUACUUUGUCAUUGCCGACAGUUCCAAAGCAGGUUCUACAACAGUUUACAAGUGGAAUGGAAACGGGUUCUACUCCCAUCAGUCCCUCCACCUCUGGUACAGAGAUACGGAUGUGGAAUAUCUCGAAAUAGCCAACAAACCACACUUGAUUCUCUCAAGCAGCUCCCAGCGCCCUGUUAUCUAUCAGUGGAACAAAUCCCAAAAAUUGUUUGAUAGGCGUACAGACAUUCCUGAAAUGGAGGACGUCUUUGCGGUCAAGCAUUUCAAAGUGAAGAAUGACCUGUACAUCUGCCUCACCAGGUUUAUUGGGGACUCCAAAGUGAUGAAGUGGGAUGGCUCUAUGUUUUUGGAGAUACAGACAAUGCCAUCUAGAGGAUCAAUGGUGUUCCAGCCUUUUGCUGUGAACAACUGGCAGUACGCAAUUCUCGGGAGUGACUACUCCUUUACACAAGUCUACCGCUGGGACGUGAAGAAGAGCCAGUUUGUUAAUUUCCAGGAGUUAAAUAUCCAGGCUCCGAGGGCUUUUACACUUGUUUCUAUUGACAACCGUGAGUUUCUGCUGGCUUCUAGUUUUAAGGGAAAAACGCAGAUUUAUGAACAUCUCAUACUUGACCUAAGCAAUUAAUAGAAGCAGACCUUACUUGUAUUUACACUGCAGUAAAGAAUAACUGCUCUUAAUGGAAAUGGACAUGUUGUUGGAUUAUAUGCAUGAUAUAUUUCACUAACAAUACUUCCAGGUGAAUGUCUUGCUAGAAGUGUCCAUCUGUUUUGGUUGUCAUCAUUUAGUGCUUUUGAAUUUUCCUUUCUU
Molecule: messenger RNA, 2826 nt
Organism: Polyodon spathula (Mississippi paddlefish)
Lineage: Eukaryota; Metazoa; Chordata; Actinopteri; Acipenseriformes; Polyodontidae
Product: leucine-rich glioma-inactivated protein 1-like
Exons: 9
Coding region: 1012-2643 (543 amino acids)
Biological process (GO): myelination
Molecular function (GO): protein binding
Source: RefSeq, a predicted model, not a curated record